Notothenia coriiceps (black rockcod) is the source of this 3321-nucleotide messenger RNA. RefSeq names its product zinc finger protein 36, C3H type-like 1a (gene zfp36l1a). Gene Ontology annotation, molecular function: mRNA binding; metal ion binding. The transcript has 2 exons. The record is from RefSeq and is a predicted model, not a curated record. Bases 142 to 1260 code for a protein of 372 amino acids. NCBI's taxonomy places the organism in Eukaryota, Metazoa, Chordata, Actinopteri, Perciformes, Nototheniidae.
GGGCAGAGGGGGAGUUCUGCAGGGUCAAAAAUAUACAGGAGCUGCAAAUCAGAAACUCAGCAGACCUGCGCAACUUUUCCAACAACCACACUUUUUUUGUUUUUUUGUAUUACUUUCGAUUGAACCCUGGUCGUUGCAAAGAUGACCACAGCCGUGGUGUCGCCUUUUUUCGACUUCGAAAUAAUGAACAAGAACAACAAACUGCUCAGCUUCAACAACAACCUGGGAUCCCACCAUCCCAUGUCUGUCCCUUGCACUGGCACUAAUGUGUCCAUCUGCAGCCCCACCGGAGCCCUGCUGGACAGGAAGGCGGUGGGAUCUCCCCCGAUGGGGGGCGUGUACCAGCGGCGGCACUCUGUCAGCAGCACAAAGUUCAACCAGAACCAGUUUCUGAACAGCCUGAAGACAGCGGACCACUCCUCACUCAUCUCAGGGCUUGGCAAUGCCAGCAACAACAAGGAGAACCGCAUGCGCGACCGCUCCUUCUCCGAGACGGGCGAGCGCCUCCUCAAACAGUGCCUGGGCCCUGCGAGUCCCACCGGAGGCAGCCAGGUGAACUCCAGCCGCUACAAGACGGAGCUUUGCAGGCCCUUCGAGGAGAACGGUUCCUGCAAGUAUGGUGACAAAUGCCAGUUUGCUCAUGGGAUCCAUGAACUGCGCAGCCUGAGCCGCCACCCUAAAUACAAAACGGAGCUGUGCCGCACCUUCCACACCAUCGGGUUCUGCCCGUACGGCCCUCGCUGCCAUUUUAUUCACAAUGCUGAGGAGCGCCGAGGACCCCCCCAGCAGUGCUCCCCUCUUAACUCCUCCAACAAAAUGGAGAGGCCUCGACUGCAGCACAGCUACAGCUUCGCAGGCUUCUCCAGCUCAGGGGGGCUGAGAGACAGCCCCACCUCCGUCACCCCUCCACCCAUGUUCUUCCCUGAUGAGGUCCCUGACUGGCCCAGCAGUAACCCCUUCACCUACUCCAGCCAGGAGCUGGCCAACUUGUUCGGGCCCAGCCUCAGCGUGGGUCCUGUGGGCACAGAGCCCAACACCCCUGCACCUCCCUCUCCAACAAGCACACCAUACUAUUUCAGGCCCAUGUUGGAGUCCCCUCAGAUGUUCGAGUCUACAAAAGGCCCUCCCUCCGACUCCCUGUCAGACCAAGAGGGCUACCAGAGCAGCUCUGGAGGCAGCCUGAGCGGCUCAGAGUCCCCCACGCUGGAUACCACCCGCCGCCUGCCCAUCUUCAGCCGCCUCUCCAUCUCUGAUGAUUAAACUGCACCCAGUGACUUUAAGUUCGAUGACACAAAGAGAACACGGCACUCCCCUCUACCUCUGCCCUUUUCUUAGCUUCCCUCACACAACAGUUUGUUAGCAUUGAAAUGAUGCAGCCAAUUAAGGGAACUCUCUCUGAACUCAAACUAUCAUUUCAUCCCUGUCAAUCUGCACAGCAAGUUUUAAAAAGUACCCUUCCAUGUGUCAUAGUGCCAAAAAAAAGGAAAUUGAACAAUGAAAAUCAUGAGAACAACAAUUGACUGUUUUGCCAGGUGCCACUUGUUUUUUUCUUCUUUCUUCUUCAUUUGUUCUUGAAUGUGUAGCAGCACAAGUGGCCUUGGAAAGGGGAGUGCAUUGCACUAGCCCCCACCACCCUCUACCUUCUCCCCCCUCCUCCCCCGACGAUACCACUUCCCCUGAGCUAGCUAGAGGGUGUUCACUAACGUAACUUAAGAUCUACCACAGCCGUUUUUACAGACCGAGUUGAGACAAAAUGGAAAAAAAAUAAAGACCCUGAAAGAUAUGAAUAGUUUUUAAACAGAAUGAAAAGUGCCUGGACGGUUUCUGCAUGUGUUUAUGGUGAAUGGACUACUGUUUGUUUUUGGUUCUUUCUCAUUUGCCCCCCAUCACAGUUCUUCACAAGUCUUAUGUAAUUGUGGACUUGGUGAGUCUGCAGGAAGGACUUUGAACUGGAAGUUGGUUAUGAUUCCCCCCCCCUCCUGUUGCUGGUCACUGGCUCUUCUUUUUUUUUUUGGGAAGGAAGUCUUGUUAUCAAACUGAUCAUUAAACCUGUAAGACUUUGUCCCGCCUCUCAACCCUGCCCCCCCCCCCCCGCCUUCAUCCUCGCUGAUCUGGGGAAUUCCAGCCUUCCCAUGGUGCAGUUGUACAUCCUGCGACUGGAUGAGAUCGGUUCUCCAAGCUAUUUUACUUUACUUCUCCCCCACGUUAGUACCUGCUCUGAGGAGCACUCUGUACUCAUUACAUCCCCUUUUUUUUUUUGCUUUCUUUACUUGAUAAUUAUUUUUUAUUAAUGUUGUUAUUAUUACGUUUAUUAUUGUUUUGAAAAGCGUUCCAGAUGGAAAGUUUGCGUGUCACUGCUUAUUUAACUUAUCAGAACAUAUUUAUUGCUGAUCAUAUGCAUUUUUUGUUAAUUUUGUUUUGUAUUUAUCUGGAUAAUGAACAAUAGAAUAUAUUUUCUUUUAUGUUAAAUUAUGAUCUUCCAUAUUAAUCUAAAGAUUGUGAAGACGUUUUUGUCAGUUUUCCUUUUUUUCACAGUUUAAUAUAUUGUACUUCAAUGACUUUUGUUCUGCAACUACACUUUGUCAAAAAUGAAACUUAAUUUAAAGCAACAAAAAAAAAUGCAACAAAAGCUGUUUUGCGUUUUGAUUAUUUAUUGUACUUUUUUUCUUACUCCUUCUUAUUGGACUGGCUUGUAUUCAUUCCUGAUCUUUCCCCCUUCAAACCUGACAAUAAUCCGACAGUACAGUAGCUAACUGUUAUCACAUUGAUUCACUUUGUCUGUUUUUGUCUCAGAUCUGGUUCCAGAUCAGAGUAUUUACUCGCAGUACUUGGGUUUAUGGUAGAAGUAAUGGGUUGCUCACAUCAGAGGAGAUUUAAGAGACUGGUAAUUCUGAAUGUCUUCUGUCAGUAAUGUUCUUAAACCCAGUCUGUUAUUACAAGCAAUAGCUGUGACCAAAUGGGUUGAGGAAAGUUUAAUUUGAUUGGAUGCUUGAUGCACUUGUUUGGCCCCCUCUGACCAUUGGAAGUGCCUCUUUGAAUACAUUCCAGGUAGCUAAGGCCUCUCUGCCUUUUUUAUAUUUGAUAAAUGGAGGACAAUUAAGUUUUAGUUUUUAAGUCAAUUGCUCUGUGUUGCCUUCACUUGUUCGGAAGAGGUACACAGAUUUUGACUCAAAGAAAGUAAAACAGUUGAAUGUAUUUUUUCAGCCAUGUUUUUUUCACUACAGCAAUUCUGUGAGUUUAUAUGAAAACCUGUUUUCCCCCGUCUUUUGUAAGUAUUGAUUGCAGUUAAGUCAAUAAACCCCGUAUUUUUGAAAAGUUAAA